AUGCGAAAAUUUUUUCGAAGAUGGAGAUGUAAUCGAGGUAAGUAUGAUAAACUCAUAUGUCUAUGUCCACCCAGUUAUUAUAGAGAUCAAUGUCAACAUCAGAAUCAACGUGUUAGUCUUACUUUGCAGUUACAAGCAAUUGCUAAUUUUCGUAUGGUUUUUACAAUUAUUAUCAUGUUAAUUGAUAACGAAGGUCAAAUUAAUUCAUAUGAAUAUUUUAAUUAUUUAGAAAUUCGAGAUUGUAAUAUUUGUAAAACUUCUGAACAAUGUGUACCAUUCGAUGAACGUAGCAUUAAUAAUCAAUGGUACUGUAUUUGUAAAGAAGGUUAUUCUGAUAAACAAUGUAACACAAAUGAUAGAAAGAUUAUAGUCUCUUUUUAUGAUACUGAAAUUCCAUUAUCAUUCUUAAUACAUUUUAUUUAUGUACCAGGCGAUAGACCUCAUGAACGUACAACAACAUUUAUCUGUUCCAUCUAA
This is a messenger RNA of Rotaria sp. Silwood2, 477 nucleotides long. NCBI's taxonomy places the organism in Eukaryota, Metazoa, Rotifera, Eurotatoria, Philodinida, Philodinidae. The record is from the annotation of a GenBank genome assembly.